Molecule: messenger RNA, 627 nt
Organism: Protopolystoma xenopodis
Lineage: Eukaryota; Metazoa; Platyhelminthes; Monogenea; Polystomatidea; Polystomatidae
Source: the annotation of a GenBank genome assembly
AUGCCGCUUCGCCAAUAUUCAAGUUUCUCUCAUCAACUGGCAAAAGAGGAAUCUGAUAGUUCAUUGGAUUUAGGUCUCGACAACAGCCAACUUCGAUCCUCUCAUGUCAGCCCCGAGCCAUGGUCUCCCACCGCACAUGUAAGGCGUGUUUUUGCCGUGAGAAAAGCCAGUGAACAGCGCCGGCAAACAGCCAAAGUUUAUGCUGCAGUUGCGGCAUCAUCGUCCUCUUUGUCCGCAUGGACAGGACUUAAAAACUGCAGAUUUGAAACAUCUAGAACACCAAUGCUCAGAGUAACAUGUGCCUCCGAGAUGAUAAUGCCUUCGCGACAUAAAGCUGCUACAAUAAGAGAUCUGAGAUACUCCCUUGCUGGUCUCCGGAGUCUAGCAAUCAGGCACCAAACCCCGCUUACGCACUUUCAUUGGGCCCGACCUCCAAAAAGCCUUGAGGCUAUUCUGAGUGAUAUCACCAAGCCGACCCUGGCCCCUCUUCCUCGAGUAAUACGUUGUUAUCUAGACCGCACUGGAGCAGAGGCUCCGAGUUAUCAGUUGGGAAAAGGAGUACACGAAGAGCCUAUUUCCGCAUAUGAGAGGACUUGUAUAUGGCUUUCAAGGAGUUCUUCCAUGUGA